This is a messenger RNA of Paramecium pentaurelia, 2056 nucleotides long. Lineage: Eukaryota; Ciliophora; Oligohymenophorea; Peniculida; Parameciidae. The record is from the annotation of a GenBank genome assembly.
AUGGAUUAACACUCUUAAUACUAUUCCACACAACAAUUCUUAGAACCAAACAAAGACACAAAUAAAUCCUAAAGAACUAGAUCAAAUACAAAUGAUAUUAUAACAAGUCCAAAUAUAGUGUACAUUACAAGAACCCAAUAGUAAUCUCAGCCUUCAAUAAGAUUGGAGUCUCAACAGCCAAUUCUGAAACCUUCUUAAUCCUCAUACAACAUAAAAGAAGUAGUGAAGAUGAUUGAACCUGAAGAAUUAAUCUUCUAUAAAAAUAAGUGUUCAUUUUAAGAAAAAUAAAUGUAAGAUCUUUAGACUGAAUUGCAUCGUUUAAAGUCAACAGCACAAGAAAGAGUUACUUAUAUAGAAGAUACUCAUAGAAUAUAAUAAUUAGAAGGCAAUUUAUAAUAAUAUCAAUAAGAAUGUAAUAGAAUGAACAAUCUAUUAAGAGAUUUAACAAAUGAAUUAGAAUAAUUAAAGUAGAAAAACCUUUAAAUGUCUUAAUAAAUAUUUUAGUUUCAAUAAUAACAAAUUGAAUAUGAUAGAUUAAAAAGGAAUGCUUAAGAAACUGAUUAGUAUUGGCAAAAUGAAAUAUAAAGAUUGAAUGUUUUAGUAUCUUAAAGUCAAUCAUAGUUACACUAAUUAUAAAAAACAUUAAUAGAGACAAAAAAAUAUGAAUAAAUGUAUCAUUAAUAAUAACCAAUUUAAACUUAAUUGGCUUUGGAAUUAGAAAGAACCUCUUCAGUUUUAAAAGCUAAAGUUGAAGAAUAUGAUUAAUAAAAACAAACCUAUAUUAGAGAGAUAGAAAUCUUAUCUAAAAGAAUAAAAGAUUCAGAAUUUGAACUUAAAGAUUUAAGAAUUCGUGAAACUAAUUAAAAAUAAUCAAUAGAUGAAUUAAGUAAGGAAAAUAAUUAAAUUACUGAAAAGUUUAUGAAUGAAAUUAGAAAUAAAAAUGAUGAAAUCUAAAAACUAUAAUAAAUUAUAUAAACUUUAUAAUUGACUUUAUAGGAUACUUCAAAAUAUUAAGAGUAUGAAAUCAGAUCUAAAUUAUAAAAUGAAGAAAUCAAUAAUCUUAAUUAAAGAAUUAGAAUGAAAUAAGAUGAAACAGAUAAGUUAAAACAAUAAAUCUAGAUAUUUUAAAAUUAAAUUUAAGAAUAUUAAAAAUAUACAGAGUAUGAAAUGAAAUAUUAAAAUUUAGCCUAAGAAUACGAUAGAGUCAAUAAUUCCUUAAUGAUUAAAUUAUAAGAGAAUGAUUAAUUGAGAAAUUGCAUCUCUAAAUUAUAAAUUACUUUAAAUGACCAUUAUAAAAUUGAAGAAUAUGAAAAUAAAAUAGCUUUAUAGAAUUAAGAAAUUGAUCGUCUUCAUUAAUGUGUAUAAACAAAAUGUGAAGAUAUUGAAAAAUUAAAUUAUGAAAAUAAGAGAAUCACUUCUUUAUUAAGAACAAGAAAUGAAGAAAUUGAUAAUCUUAAAUAUAGGAUAUAAGAUACUUAAUAAUUGAAAGAAUAUUAAUAGAAAUUUUAGUUAUUGAAUGUAGAAGUGGAAAGAUUGUCAGUACAAUUGAGAAAUAAAAAUGAAGAAAUGGAAAAACUUAGAUAAUAUUUAGGAUAAUUUUAAUUAUAAGAAGCCAAUAAAUUACAAGAAUUAGAAUAAAGGAAUUUAGUGUAUUAAACAGAAAUAGAAAGAUAAAGUAAUUUAUUAAAGAUGAAAUUAUAAGAAAUUGAACAGAAUAAAUAAUAAAUUAGAUAUUUAUAAGAAGAAAAUGAUUAAUAAAAAUCUAAAUUAUUGAUCUAAUAAGAAAAUCAAUAAUAUAAUGAUAAGAUCACUUUUUUGACUCAAGAAGUUGAUUCUUGGAAGAAUUAAUUCAUAAAUCUCAAUAGAGAAUACCAUAAAUAAUAAGAAUAGCUAAUGCUUUCAAAUGCAGAGUUGGAUACAUUAAAGAAAUAAAGAAAUAAUUCAUUUAAAGUAAAUUAUAAUUUAAUUUUCAUAGCUGGAUUCUUAUGAGAAUAUCAAAGAAAACUCAACUCUUACUGCUUACUAAUAUGGUACUCUCACUUUAAGAAAUAUUUGA